This is a messenger RNA of Sinocyclocheilus rhinocerous, 4105 nucleotides long. RefSeq names its product membrane-associated guanylate kinase, WW and PDZ domain-containing protein 1-like. Gene Ontology annotation, biological process: signal transduction. Gene Ontology annotation, cellular component: cytoplasm; cell-cell junction. The record is from RefSeq and is a predicted model, not a curated record. NCBI's taxonomy places the organism in Eukaryota, Metazoa, Chordata, Actinopteri, Cypriniformes, Cyprinidae. Bases 1 to 2739 code for a protein of 912 amino acids. Gene Ontology annotation, molecular function: protein binding. The transcript is spliced from 11 exons.
AUGACACAUGGAGUGACACUCAAAGACCUCAACCGAAUGGCCAGAAACAUCCCUGCAUUCACACCAGAACUUGCAGGAGACCACAACGUCCAUGAUUACCUGCGAGACAUUGACUUUUACCUGCAGUCUUGGACCAGUCCAGGACACAUCCAAUCAGACUACCAGCGGUUUAAACAAGCCAUCAUAAAGGAAUUCUCAGACCCAGAGUCUGAACACGGACUGAUCGCUGCCCUAGACACCAAACAGGGCCGGCAUGAAACUCCCCAUGCUUACUACCACAGACUUCGACGAGCUUACUUCGGAGCUCGCAAUUACCCUGGGAUGGAGGAGGACACCAGCUUCAAGAGCCUUUUCCUCCGAAACCUCCACCCUAUUUUAAGUCACCAUUUAGGCAUUAUGGCCUGCCACACAAUGCCUAUUCAACAACUGCCUGACCUGACACAGAAGGCCUUUAACAAGCACAAGGCCUCCAUCAAAGGUGUUUUACCAGACUCUCAAGAACAAGACAUUUUCCUCUGGAGGAAAGACACAGGCUUUGGCUUCCGGAUCCUGGGGGGAAAUGAACCCGGAGAACCGAUCUACAUAGGGCACAUAGUGAAGUACGGCUCAGCGGAUGAGGACGGCCGUCUGCGCUCCGGAGACGAGCUCAUCUGUGUCGAUGGCACGGCGGUGGUGGGAAAGUCUCAUCAGCUGGUGGUGCAGCUCAUGCAGCAGGCGGCUAAACAGGGUCACGUCAACCUUACUGUCCGCCGCAAAAACGCUUACGGAGUGUAUAAGGGCGAGGCGGACGUGCCACCGUCCCCGGCCUCCUCUCACCACAGCAGCACGCAGGCGCCGUCGCUGACGGAGGAGAAGCGCACUCCGCAGGGCAGCCAGAACUCGCUCAACACCGUCAGCUCGGGCUCCGGCAGCACCAGUGGCAUCGGCAGCGGUGGAGGCGGCGGCAGCGGGAGCACCGUGGUCAACAUGACGCCCGCCACCCUGCAGCCCUACGACGUGGAGAUCCAGCGCGCCGAGCACGAGGGCUUCGGCUUCGUCAUUGUGUCGUCCGUGUCACGGCCUGACGCCGGCUCCACCUUCGCGGGGAACACGGCCAUGCCUCAUAAAAUAGGCCGGAUCAUCGAGUGCAGUCCGGCUGACCGCUGCGGGAAGCUGAAGGUGGGUGAUCGGAUCCUGGCAGUCAACGGCUGCUCCAUCACCAACAAAUCGCACUCGGACAUCGUCAACCUCAUCAAAGAGGCCGGCAAAGCCGUCUCGCUGCGCAUCAUACCCGGAGACGAGACGUCAAACGCAUCGCUACUGACCAACGCAGAGAAGAUCGCCACCAUCACCACUACACACACACCUCAGAGCAGCACAGAGCCCAGCAGGAAUAACAAACCCAAACAAGCUCUGACCCAACCAGCAACCUACAGUCAGGAGGCAGAGUAUUACUCGGUUGAUCUGGAGAGGGAGAGUAAAGGUUUCGGCUUCAGUCUGAGAGGCGGUAAGGAGUACAACAUGGAUCUGUAUGUGCUGCGAUUAGCGGAGGAUGGAGCCGCUGUCAAAAACGCCAAGAUGAGGGUUGGUGAUGAAAUACUGGAGAUCAAUGGUGAAAGUACGAAAAAUAUGAAGCAUUCUCGCGCUAUCGAGCUGAUCAAGACCGGAGGCAGACAAGCUCGACUGGUGCUGAAGAGAGGAGACGGAUCCGUCCCAGAGUAUGACGGCCCAAAUGACAGCUACCCUCCCUCACCCAGGCCACAAAAUAAUUCGAAAGUGAGGGCCUUGCUGGCCAGCGGCCCCUUUCAUCAUCCGUCCGAGUCCAGCUAUACAUCAGAGCAUCACACACCAUCCCAGCCCAAGCAGCAGCAACCGAAAGACAGGCAACAUGAUCCGGCAAGAGAACGAGAGAGGGACAGCAGAACAGGGCUGUAUUCCAGCGCUCCACACCAGCCUUCCUGGAACAACCGUCCCAGCCCCUCGCCAUCCCCUGACAGCAGCAAAAACAACUCCCACCGCAAGGUCAAGAAGUCAGAGUCGGAGAGCAGCAUUGCCAAGCUCUUCAAAACGCUGAGGAAAGAGGGCGGAUUUGGGAGGAAAAACUCCAACCAGGACCUCCUGAGGCGAGGCCGCAAACCCUCCGUAGACACACAGAGUAGCGCGGGGUCUCAGGUGCGCAGCGGGUCCUUGGAUCGCUCCUCCACCCGGAAGCGCAACACCUCUCCAGACCGCCGCAGGGCCAAGUCUGUGGACCGGCGAACAACACGCUCAUAUAAAGAUCAGUCCCCUGAGCGAAGCUAUCAAGACUCUUCCCAGGACCUGCUGUGCCAAAUCUCCACUCCAGAAAGGCUUGUCCGGCCCCAGAAAGAGCCCCAAACUCCCCGCAGGAACUACAGCAAAGAGGGCUACUUCACAUCCACCCCUGAGCGAUCCCACAAACCCACGGCUCACGCUCUCGCUCGCACACCUGAACGUGGCCUAAAGAACAGGAACGUUCUGCUCAACAGUUCUCCGGCCAGUCAAGCUGAGAGACAGGGAUACUUCGUCAACGGAGCCCCGGAAAGAUGCUUCCACAGGAGAUCGGACAGCAGCAGUGACGGAAGUUACUUGGAAGAGGGCGCUGCUCCACAGCUUAGGGAUUAUUACAACGCACUGAAAGCCAGCGGUGCGAACGGGAGCGGCGUGGGCCUCGGCCUCGUUCAGAGCUCUCCGAGCAAGAGACGGCUUUACAAGGAGAACCACGCAGACCUCAGCAUCUGAGCUCCCCAGGGCUGAGCUUCACCACAGUGGAACAAGGCUCCUUUUUCUAGUUUGUUUUGAUAGGUUGUGUUGCGAGUGAGAUCCCUGUUUUGUUAAAAGACAGACUUUUUUUUUUUUUUUCAAAAUGCGUCUACUUUGCGUGUCCAAAUUGAGAUUUACUGAACCAGAGCACAAGCAUUCAACGUUUGUUUCUUUGUUUGUACAUUUUAAUAGACGUGUGGCGAAACCUGAACUCAGAUUAUGAUGCUACUGUUUAAUUGAGUAAUAUAUAUUUAAGCUGUAUAUUUAUUUUGAAAAACUGAAAUGUAACUCGAUGGGAUGUCCAGAUGAAAAAAGCAUAAUUCUGUCUUGGUCUGUUGUAUAAUAUCUGACUUUGUUAGUCCUAACACUGCACUGGACUGAGGCAUGAGCCGCCCAUUAGCAAAAAAGAGGGAAAAAAUUAAGGCAGAAAAAUAUUAUGUUGUGACACAAUUUUUUUUUCUCCAUAAUCACCAGAACUUAGUCUAAAGGCACAUAUGCACAAUUGAGAAAACUUGACCCAACUUUAGCUUAAAGCAAGUUAUUUUAGGAAUGAAUCGGAUGCUUUUUAAAAAGUGACUUAAAAUGCAUUCAGCCUGUUUGUCAGUGUGUUCCUUGGGAAACAAACCACAGAGCAGUUGAGCUACAGGAACACAGCUAAUACAUUCAACUAUGUAAAAACACUGAAUAUAUUAAAUGUGAGAGGCUGUUCUAAUUCAGUCAUUUUAAGCAAAAGUUUGAAGUACUUUGAAUUGUUCCUUAUGCAGCCACAUUUACCUCCAUAAAGUCAAGUACCAAAGGCGAAUGAAAUGCUCUGAACGAAUGGAGUCCUUAACAAGCUUGUGAAAAUAAAUGUGGCGCAACAACGCAGCACACAUUUUGAGCUGAAUGUAGAGUUGCAGCAUGGAAGAUUCAGGUCGCCAGAUCUGAUCCAAAAGACUAUGUGAAAACGGCACCUGGCGCAAUCUGCCAAUCUGAGCCACCACUCGUUUUCCGUCACGCUCUCGAGAGCCACUGAGCUUCAGUGAUAUACAGACGCAAUGCGUGUUUGUUUGGGAACACAGCUGUUUCGUGCAUUUCGACAGGACCAAGAACAGGGAAUUCCUUCAGUGUCAUCUGAAUAGUACUGUAUCAAAAUGAACGUAUCAGCUGCUGUCUUUUGUACAAAUUUUAUUACUGUAUGUACUUCAAACCUGUGUAAGUAAGGAUACUGUUGCCUUUUCUCUGUACAAAAAAGAAUUUAUGAAAGAUGUCCACCUAAAAGAAGAUGCGAAUAUGUUUCUACUCUGCUCACUGGGACUAUGAGUAACGUGUGUACUCAGAAUCAGGCGUAUGUAAAGUUGUAUUU